UCAGCGGCUGACCGCUGGUCAGUCGGCCAUCUCAGCGCGCCCCGGUACUACGGUCCGGUCAACCGGUCAACCAUGGCGCGUGUCGGAAGCGUCACCCUCCUGUGCGCCGCUCUCCUCUGCGUCACAGCGUCUGUCAGCGGCAGCUCGGCGCUGCUGCAGAUGUUGCCGGAGCUGCUGCCGGCAGGGCCAGUCUGUCGCCGCCAGAUGCAGCUGCCCUCGAAGACGAGCGGCGCCUUCUUGGCGCAUGUGUGUGAUAGUAAACAGCGGCUGAAUGACCUCCUCCUGGAGGCAGGGCUGCCGGAGCAGCCGGAAGCGCCCGCCGCGCCGACCCUUGUUCGGCCGGCGACUUUCACACUGGAGGACGAGCUCCCGGACCGGGUGACUGCAGAGAGCUUCGGAGAUGAGCAACCCGAGUGGGCCUAUGAGGUGGCCGCCUGGCUGGCUCCGAUGCAGCAGAGCGUCUCGAACGAGCUGUGUCGCCAGCAGAGCCGGGCCUACCUGGAGGAGCUCAACAGCGCCCGACCCUGGGCGCUCAGCAUGCAUGAUGCAUCCGGCAAGCUCCCCGACGGCUUCUUUUACGGCAACAACAACAUGCUGGGCAGCUUCGACGAGUGCCUGCGGGUGAAGGCGAAGCUGAACGACACCGUCUACCCCGGCAUAUCAGACACGUCCUUCGUGGGACAGUAUUGCCAGGCGACCAUCUCCUCGACGCUCGCUCCGGUACAGGCUUCAGAAGGACUGCAGGACGACGCUCAGGAUCUGGGGCUGGUGCCGUUCCUUCCGUUCAAAGUCAUCAACUUGGUGACGGGCAGCGUGGUCACCACUGCGCCGCUCCGAUACGGCUACUGCAUCCCAUCUUCCUGCACCAAGCAGGACGUCAUGGCCUCGCUGGACGAGUGGCUGGACAGCAGAAACGGCACCUUUCUCUACGUCAGCGACGUCCGAUGUCACACCGACGGCGAGAAGGCCACCCUGGAGACUAACGACAUCGUUGUCAUCGCACUGUUGGCGGUGUUUGGUGUGGUGGUGGUCCUCUGUACCACCCUGGAUGUGGUGGGAAUCUACGUGACCCGCGCCGCCAAGACCUCCUCCGGGGACGCUAUUGUCGGCAGGGCCGAGUCGGCCUUCGCGCCAGCCAACUGGCAGAUCGUCCACGCCUUCUCGCUGCGCUAUAACGGCAAAAGGUUGCUGUCGACCCGGACUGGCUCUGACAACCUCGGCUGUAUCCACGGCAUGAGGUUCCUUUCGCUGACGUGGGUGGUGGCAGGUCAUAAUUACAUUUUCGCCCUCGGAGGCGGUGCAUGGAAUAACACGGCCUACAUUCUCGAGAUAAUCAAGGCGCCGGCGAUAGAGGUACUGAUGAACGGCCUGCUCUCCGUCGAUACCUUUUUCUGUCUGGGCGGCAUCAUGGUGGCCUACACAUUCAUGAAGACUGUGGCGGCCAAGGGCGGCCGGGUGGGCUUGAUGGACGUACCCAUGAUGUACCUGCACCGCUAUCUCAGGCUGACUCCCGUGUACGCCGUUGUGGUAGCGAUAACAGCCACGAUAAUCCGUCGGAUCGGCACCGGGCCUGGCCUGGGAAUGGUGAUGGAAAACCUGGCCGUGCAGUGUCAGAUCAGCUGGUGGAGGAACCUGCUCUACAUCAACAACUACUUCAACUAUGAGGAGCUGUGCGUUGGCCAGUCCUGGUACCUCCCGGUCGACUUCCAGCUGUUCUUGUUGUCUCCGUUCAUGAUCAUUCCGUUCGUGUACAACAAAAAGAUAGGCGCCGUCUGGCUUGGCCUGCUCACAGCAGCGUCUGUGGCCAUCCCUGCCACUGUCAUCUACCAAAAGGACCUGCCGCCCACCACCAUGUUCUUUAACGCCAUGGCCGCAGCAAAAACGGAGGACAUGUUUACGGACUUUUACGUCGUUCCGUGGUGUCGUGCAUCCCCCUAUAUCAUUGGAAUCAUCACUGGGCUGAUCCUUCACCACAUCAAGACGAACAAAGUUGCCAUCACCAUUCCCAAGGCGGUGAACCUAGCCACGUGGACGGUGAUGGCGGCUAUGGCGCUGACCAUCGUGUACAGCACCCACCAGUGGAAUAAGGACCCGCAGGCCACCUACACCAUGGCCGAGGCGGUGUCUUACGGCUCGCUGCACCGGCUCGGCUGGGCCAUCGCCAUCUCGUGGGUGGUGUUCGCCUGCGUCACCGGUUACGGCGGUUUUGUCGACACCCUGCUCUCGUACAAGGCGUUCAUCCCGCUGGGCCGGCUCUCGUACACCACGUACCUGGUGGCCGUGCAGGUGCAGUGCUGGUACUUUGCCUCGUACCGGAUACCGUCCGCCUUCGGCAAUACCAUCAUGGUAUAUUCAUUUCUGACUAAUCUUCUCAUCUCGAUGGUACUAGCCACGGUGUUGUCACUCUGCUUCGAGUCGCCAAUGAUGACCAUCGAAAAAAUCAUCUUCCCAAAAAGACAGAGCAAGCCUAAUACGAAGAAGGGAAUCGACAAUCCGGGUCUACAAGACACACCCUUAGAAGCUUCGACCAGAUUCUAGGCAGGAGUUUCAAGCAGCAUUGCCUAACAGGCAUACAUACGUCUACUUGCAUAUAAAUCACAAUUUCAUUUACUUUUUCAAGUCGAUUGUAGCUGGUCAAUAUGAAUGAUGUGUUAGCUAAAUGUAAAGAAGAAAUAUGCAGUGCGUGUUUAAACUGUUUCCAUACUGUGUGUGCCCAUCACUUUUGCCACAAUUGCUUUUUUUAACUUUAAUAGGAACCAAAAGCCUUUUGUCGGUGACUAGGGCCUUGGGUGACAGUUUCGGGCAGCAAACUACAUAAUGGACAUUGUAAUCCAAGAUGUACAGUCACAGAUGAUGAUCUGUAUCUACCUUCUUUUUAACGUACACUGUUAUCACUUGUGCACAGCAAGUUGCAAUGUUAAUCAGAAAUGGGAUGAACGAUUCGCUGCCACUCUUUCGUUAUAAAUUGUCGAGUCAACACUAUAGGUACAAUGUUCAUUGUUAAAGUGAUUUCGUAACUAUCCGAUGACGAUAGAAAACAUGCUUCCAUCGUCCAUUGAACGUAUGAAAUAUCUGGUUGCAUGUGUGAUAUCUGAAUAGCAGCGUGGUCUUGGACUCUUGAUUGAUGACUGUGGCAAUAAAUAAUAUUAUUGAUGAACAAGUUUCAGCACUGUUGUGAGACGCAUUUCCUCCGAGUUCCGACAAGACAACGUUUUCUGUUUAGGAUGCCCUUGAAUGUUCGCUGAUAAAUUUCAUCGCAUGCCGAUCACGGCAGCAGAGUUUACGAUCUAUUUUAAAUUUUACCAUAUCAAGAGGUUACGCUUGAAAUGAGUUGUACGUACGCGACAGGGUCAUAAGAAAGGUCAAAAUCGGAAAAAUUAGAUAAUAUCCCGAUAGAAAUAGGGAUGGGGCCUCCGGCUUCGGGACUGUGGCAAGCUGACAUGUCUUUCAGCGCUGACCAUUCCAUCUGGCAGAAAACACAAUGACGUGGAAGUGCUUUGAACUACAAUCUAAACAAUGCGUUCACGAGGUAUUUGUUUUUUGACUGAAUUUGAUGCAUCUUUCUUUUGCUUGUUAUGGUUAAAGGCAAAGUCAAAGGGCAGUUUUAAUUAGUAAAGUAAUCUUGGUUUUAAUUGCUGGAGCUAGAUGCAUUUAGAAGUUACCUUAUAACAUUAUACAUGCUGCCCGGCGCAUAUGCGCAUAUGCCAUAACACGAUGGUGGUCACAUUUUGUCGAGAAUCACGUCCUUCUAUUGAACAUGCGAAUUCAGAAAAGAGUUUAACAGCCAGCAGUAUCAAAAGAUCACCUAAAAACUCGCGAAAAUGAAAUACUUGGCCGCUAUAGACAGAAUGGCACCACACAAUCGACCUACUGCUGGCAGAAAGGCCAAAUAUUUGAAGAGAACCUCGCGGUCACUUCCAGCUCAUAAAAAGUCAUUUCAUCGGGAGCGUGCUCACACCUUGUUAUCAAGACGCACAGGUGGCCCGAAUGCGCAACGGGGUCGAAGACCGGCCUCGAAGCAGCAGCUAUCUCCACCGGAGACAGGUCCGAGCCCCAGUCCUGACUCUGAUGGCACAGCGGAGCUGAUGGACAUGCUGAACAGCCCUGCCGAGGUCUGGCUACACGGAGUGACACUGGUCGGCGACCUGUCGCCAUCCGUCGCCGCAUGCGCACUGUGCGGAGCCGAUCCGGACACUGAGCUGCUCUCCUGCCGCGGCUGCGGGAGUCAGUACCAUCUGUACUGUGUCGAGGAGCGGGACGUGCCGUGUUCCGAAGAAGCUCAGCUCGACUGGCGAUGUCGUCUCUGUCUGUCUGCGUCAGUUGGUUCUGCUCCCACGAAACAUUCGCCGGCAGAGCCCACUGAGGUACAGGACUGGCCGGAAAUCGCAACCUCUCCCGUUCCUUUGGCGGCGUUGGAGCCUGUGAAGGCCGUAUUCUCUGCUCCAUCAUCUCCUACCGUGCUGGCGUCUCUGCACCCUCUCCUGGAGUCCUGGUCGUGCAAUACAUCAGACAACAGUUAUCCCUCCAGCUCCUUCAGUCCAGAACCGCCCCAGGCUAGUACCGGGACAACGACACGGCCUGGUGACAAACCACCACUUGCAGCCUCCCUCACCACCGUGCUCAGUUUUACCAUGGAAGAGCUUGUGACCGGAUGUGCCAGAAGUGCUGCCCAGACGGUACAGGAUCGGUUGGACGGCGUACAGGCGGUCGAUCAGAUUCGGGACCUUGUAGAGGAAACCAGCUAUGUCCUACCCAGCCCAUCCAGCCCACUGUCAGAGGAGAAAGAAGGGUUUAGGGGCUUCGCAAAGGAGGAGGUUCAUCAAUCAAUACCCGUCGAAGAAAUCUGCUCGCGAAAUAGGCACAGUGGUUUCGAAGGCUCAAAGCACCUAAAGCGCAGAGGACGACAACGUAAGAAAAGGACCAUAAAAUUAAGCGCGUCCUACAACUUGCGGCAGCCUGACGAGAGAAAAUCAUACAAGCAAACAAGACUUUACAGGAAGAUGAAAGAAAAGCCUUCAGAAGUGAAGAAAAAAGAGCAAGCCGCUAGCGCUACGGGUCCGGGUUCAGACCUCCGGCCGCUCGCUGAUGACACCGGUGCUCGUCCCGCCGUAUACACGGUGCCGCUGCAGCUGCAGCUGCUGGACGCAGCUGCCGCUCUGGCGCUGCUGCGGGGACCGCCGCCGCCAAGUCCUGAUACCACCGAGGCUGCCCAGCUCGGCUACCGCACCGGCGUCACCCGGCAGCGGCCCAGCCGGGACCUUCUGACACGUCUGCGGCGCACGGUGCAAAAAGAACUGGACCUACUGGGCUACCCUGCGGCAGCCCCGCCCGCGCGCCGCCGGUCGGUACCGCCGCUCCGAGCCAUGCCCGACUGCAUGCUGGAGGAGGAGUGGCAGGCAUGGAGACGCAUCAUGCCGCCGCGCCGGGGCCGGCCCAGAAAAUUCCCCAGAUCCGACGACCUCACCUGGAUCCGGCAGAUGAAACAGCUUGGCGUCGAGGUCAAUGCGGACGGAUGUGGGAGCAACGAGUCUGGCGCCGCCCACAUGGCGUAUCGACGGACUCGGACCAGGAAGACUAGCGCGCAGCGCGCCACACGGGUCGGGGCCGGACGACCACGUCAGCCGGCCAUCAGACGGACUGCACCCGGGGGUAAGGUGCACCGGCUCGGCGGAGCUGUGACUGGCAGCCACCUGGCUGGCAGACAGGGACGGCGGAGGCUCCCGAGAGCCCUCCGGCUCGUCCGUCGGCAGAGCAGCGGCCGCGUCCCGCCGGCUCAGAGUCAACCUCUAAACCCGCUUCACUGAGUGCCGAGCUAAAGAAGCUGCCUUGAGAGCUCCGCCAGAGCACGGCUGGCGUUUGACGGAUGGACCAUGUGCGAUUGAGUGGCUCAGGAUCAUCCGAGGUUCUGCCUGUGCUGGGGUGUUGAUUAUGAUGUUGAAGCGUUUCCAUGUAGAUAUAUAACACUGAUAAGAAUCGUGUCAUCAUGUCCGGGACUAUUUACAAUGUUAAUUUUGCAUGUAACAGUUAUCAGUUACACGAAGUGUAUUGCAUUUAUAUUCCAAAUAAACAUACUCAAGCCGCAACUUAGCGAAA
Molecule: messenger RNA, 6093 nt
Organism: Amphibalanus amphitrite
Lineage: Eukaryota; Metazoa; Arthropoda; Thecostraca; Balanomorpha; Balanidae
Product: nose resistant to fluoxetine protein 6-like
Exons: 21
Coding region: 73-2538 (821 amino acids)
Molecular function (GO): acyltransferase activity, transferring groups other than amino-acyl groups
Source: RefSeq, a predicted model, not a curated record